AUGGGUGGAAAGAAGAAGCGCGGCCAUCCCGAUGUUGAUGAGCUGCUCGCCCGACCGUGGUGUUAUUACUGUGAGCGAGAUUUCGAUGACCUUAAGAUCCUUAUCUCUCACCAGAAAGCUAAGCAUUUCAAAUGCGAAAGAUGUGGGCGCAGGCUGAAUACUGCAGGAGGGCUCUCCGUCCACAUGAACCAGGUACAUAAGGAAACCUUAACAAGUGUCGAUAAUUCUUUACCCAACAGACAAGGCCUUGAAGUUGAAAUAUUUGGUAUGGAAGGCAUCCCGGAAGAUGUUGCUCAAGCACAUAAUCAGCGCAUCAUCGCAGGUUUUUACCAAGCGGAAGCAGAACGCCGAGUUGCGACUGGCAAUCCCAGCCCAGGUGCGAACGCUGGCGGACAACCGAAAAAGCCAAAAUUCGAAUCUCCCGCCGAGUUGAAGAAGCGACUAGCAGAGCAUAAAGCUCGAAAGGAGGCUGAGAGAGUGGCUGGCGCGAGCAGUGGAGGUAAUACACCGUUAGAUGGUGCUCAAAAUAGCCCUCGUGGUCAGAGCCCAAGCUCGUUCAAUGCUUCUCCAUAUACGGCUCCACAAGCCACUUAUGGCGGUACACAAGGUGCGGGUUAUGCAUCAUUUUCACAAGAGCCGUAUUCGCAACCAGCUGCAGCUUACCAACAGCCCUAUGCUUCCCAACCGCCCUUCUCUGGCCCGCCUGCGUCCCAAUUUCAACCACAAUAUUCCUCAUCCCAGCAGUAUCCCGCCCAGCCAUCCUUUCCCCCCGGAGGAUUUCAGCCGCCUGGGCAAAGCUAUCCAGGCGGUCCGCAGCAUCAGUCGUUUGGAGCUGGUUCGCCACCCGGAUCGUUUAAUUCUUAUCAAAGCCCUCCGUCCCAUACACCUCCCGCGCCUGGUGGUCUCCCCAACCGCCCGCCAAGUCUUCCUCCAGCCCCAGGUCUUCCACAAAGGCCAUCAUUUGGGGCGCCUGCCGUUGCCCCUUUCCAAAUGCAACAAAUGCACCAAGGCAACCCCGCUUCAUUUCAAGGCUCUCAGGGUAGCUGGGCGGGUAACGGAUGGAAUGGUCAAGAUCAGAAACCAGCUAUGUCAUCAGCCUAUCCCGCCUCUCAAGGCUACGGAGAUUAUUCGGCUAACGCUUCUUCGGUGGAUGAUCUGGUUUCAGGGGCUGCCAGAGCGGCCGAUGACAUUGACGAGAUAAUCAGAAUGGCUGAGGCCGGUAUUAAACCUCCAAAGAAAGGUGAAGCCCUGCCGGCUCGAGUUCAGGCUCCAAUACCGGAAGCUGCUCCGACUCCAGUUCCCGAAACUACUGAGAAGACAGAAACCAACGAGAAAAAGUCAAAGAAGGAUAAGCCCACGAAGAUGAUCUAUUCCGACAAUGAAAUUAGUCCCGAGGAGAAGAUGGCCAUGAUGCCAAGGUACGCAUUCGUGCCGGCUGCCAAGGCCCAGUCAGUUCUUGUCGACGCGGCCACUUCUCCAGGCGUUGCUGGUGUUGUCCAAGGAUUGGAAUAG
Molecule: messenger RNA, 1512 nt
Organism: Venustampulla echinocandica
Lineage: Eukaryota; Fungi; Ascomycota; Leotiomycetes; Helotiales; Pleuroascaceae
Exons: 4
Coding region: 1-1512 (503 amino acids)
Cellular component (GO): nucleus
Molecular function (GO): DNA binding
Source: RefSeq, a predicted model, not a curated record